UAAGUAUACAUCGUUGAGCGCCCGGUGUCACGUGCGCUAGCUACGGACAGCACUGAGCUCACAGCAAAGCACGCCAUCAAAUUAAGCGGGUCGUCCGCUUCUUCUCGGCUUCUCGCCACAUCUGCUCGCUUCUGAUCUCAUCGCGGAGCCGCCCGUCGAUCGCCUCGCCAUGGACGCCGCCGGGUCCUCGCCGCCGCUGCGCAUCGUGAUCGUCCCGUGGCUGGCGUUCGGCCACAUGCUCCCGUACCUGGAGCUCGCGGAGCGGCUGGCGGCGCGCGGCCACCGCGUGUCCUACGUAUCCACGCCCCGGAACCUCGCGCGCCUGCCGCCGCUGCGCCCCGCCGCGGCCCCGCGCGUCGACCUCGUGGCGCUCCCGCUCCCGCGCGUCGAGGGGCUCCCGGACGGCGCCGAGUCCACCAAUGACGUCCCCGACGACGAGCGGGAGCCCCUCUGGAAGGCCUUCGACGGCCUCGCCGCGCCCUUCGCGGCGUUCCUCGCCAACGCCUGCGCCCGCGACGACACCAGGCCUCACUGGAUCCUCGCCGACUGCUUCCACCACUGGGCCGUCGACGCCGCCCUCGACCACAAGGUGCCAUGCGCCAUGUUUCUUCCAACCGCCGCCGUCAUCGCCACCAUGCCGCAGCGGCAGCCGGACCACGCGGCCUCGGCACCGGCCGAGCACGCGGUGCCGCGUCACGAGAUUGAGGCAACGGCGCCGCUCCUGUCCGACCAGGGGGUGUCGGGAAUGUCCAUCGUCCAGCGCUACCUCUUGACAAAAGAGAGGUGCACGGUCGGCGCCAUUCGGAGCUGCGUCGAAUGGGAGCCGGACUCCUACCCGCUAGCAGCAACGAUCCUCGGCAUGCCGGUCGUGCCGCUCGGCCUUCUACCGCCAUCACCCGACGGAGGCCGCCGCGCCCCGGACGGAUCAGAGCACGCCACCGUGCGCUGGCUGGACGCGCAGCCGCCCAGCUCGGUCGUGUACGUGGCGCUGGGGAGCGAGGUGCCGCUGCCCGUGGACCAUGUCCACGAGCUGGCUCUGGGCCUGGAGCUCGCCGGGACGCGCUUCCUCUGGGCCCUGAGGAAGCCCAACGGCGUCCCCGACGCCGACAUGCUCCCCGCCGGUUUCCAGGACCGCACCCGCGGGCAUGGGCUGGUGACCACGGGCUGGGUUCCUCAGAUGAGCAUUCUCGCCCAUGGCGCCGUGGGGGCCUUUCUGACGCACUGCGGGAGGAACUCGCUCAUCGAAGGCCUUCUGCUCGGACACCCUCUCGUCAUGCUGCCCAUCUUCGGGGACCAAGGGCCGAAUGCGCGUGCCAUGGAGAGGAAGAAGGUGGGAUUGCAGGUGAAAAGGGAUGACAACGAUGGAUCGUUUAACCGCGAAGGUGUUGCAGACGCGGUCCGGGGCGUUAUGGUAGACGGAGAAGCCAGAAGGGGAUUUGUAGCCAAUGCCCGGAAGAUGCAGAACGUUGUAGCCGAUGAAGAACUCCAGGAGAGGUACGUUGACGGAUUUGUUCAGGAGCUUAGAUCUUACACCACGGCAGCUAGCGAAUGACAAUUUCACUGCUAGCUGGUGACGCUACUCGAUUGGUUCCCCUUGAUUUGUGACUGUCAAGUAUGGACGCCUGCCUGGUCGAUGCUUCGUGUAACGCAUUCCCUUCUUCCCUGAAUUAAUGAACCGUCACUGGCUCGGGUUGUGCAAAGGAUUCUCUGCUUUUUUUUUCUUACAGGAAAAGAAUUCUCGGAUUA
Molecule: messenger RNA, 1746 nt
Organism: Brachypodium distachyon (stiff brome)
Lineage: Eukaryota; Viridiplantae; Streptophyta; Magnoliopsida; Poales; Poaceae
Product: UDP-glycosyltransferase 91C1
Exons: 2
Coding region: 170-1552 (460 amino acids)
Molecular function (GO): UDP-glycosyltransferase activity
Source: RefSeq, a predicted model, not a curated record